ACUUUGCUCCAGCGUGUGAGGGAUGGGACCUACUUUGCAUGCCUCAGUUAAUGAGCUUAUCCUGUGCGAGCAGCUUGGACCGCCGCAGGAUCCUGUCGUAGUGGGCACCGGUUAGUGCUUCGUGGUCACAGAGGUGGACCACAGAGAAGGAGCCGAUGACGGAAGCAACUCUGCCGCAUGUUUGGUCUUUGGACUGUCUGCCGGCCAGCAGCACUGCAGCUCUCCUGCUCUCUCUCUCCUCCCCCCCUCCUCUGCUACCUGACUCUCUCGCUCCCUCUCCGUCCCAAAGCUCUGACAAACCGCUUUUCUAGCUGCAUCACGUCUUACGCAGCAGCUUCUCGCACCGCAUUCUUCCGCUACCUCCACUUUUUUUGGGGCCAAAAUGCAUCAGAAUCCGUGGAUCUUAAACUACCUCAGCCAUGUCAACCUUGGGAGCCAAGGACUCGGAAGUGGCCCAGCCGUGAAAGUCAGCCAUCGCAGGUUGCUACAGAGGAGAGCUUUUAGCUUCCACAAGGAAUUCUCCUUUGACGAAAAGGAAGACCUCGCCAAAACCACCAAGGAUAUUGAUGUCCGCCUGUUGGCCCACCUCCCAAAAGUCUCUGAACUGAGGAAGCGAUUUGAAGGCAUCACCACAAGCGUCAGUGACUGCGAUAUGAACAGAAAGGAGCGUAUUGCCCGGCGGCUGGAGGGCAUAGAGGGCGAUGUCCAUCCGACCUUGAUUCCAAGCCUGGUCUCCAACAGACUUCUGGAGGAGGACACGCCGCGCUACACCAGGGCCUCGGACGCCUGUGAGCCUUACAGUGUGACGGUCCAGCGGUUCGACAUGGAUGGUGACUCAGACAUGAAAGUGGCUCUCCCGGAAGAGUCCAGGACUCAGUACAAGGCCUCAUCUCACACAGAACCUGUCUCCAGUUCACGCUCAGGCGCACCAGAUAUGGAGUCUAAAGCCGCACGCAUAGCUCGCUACAAGGCGGAGCGGCGCCGACAACUCGCCGAGCGCUACGGCAUCUCCUUAGAUCAGGAGCCAGACCUGGAUUAUCCCUCGCAAUACAGCCGCGUCCGGAAAGAGUCGGAAGGUGUGGAGAGGCGUAACCGGAGGGAGGAGGUCACCCAGCCCUCUGUCACCAGCCCACGAGCAGCACGCGGCUUGUCGCAGCACAGCGACCCAGUGUUUGAAAAGACUCGGAUGAGAGCGGACUCCUUCACUGAGAGGGAGAGACUGAUGAACCUGGAGAACCAACGCAGAGCCGCCGUUCCCGAGUCGCCCUCUUCCUCCUCAUAUAUGGAUGUGACAUCAUCAUCCACCGGCUACAGCCGGCAGCCAGUGUCGGGGGUGCCACCCAGCUCCCCCAAAAUGAGCAGGAGUUCUUCCUUGUCUUCACCCAAACAUGGAGUCUCUCCAGGAGACCUUUUCAUCGAGCAGCAGGCCCACAACAUCCUCAGCAGGCAAGGCGCAAGGGGCAAACUGUGCUCCGAUUGGUUCCUGGAGACCGAUGCGGACGGUGACACACAGUCUCUUAUCAACUGGCCGUCAAGAAUCAAAGUUAGGGAGAGGCUAGCACGAGAGGGCGGUCGCCACAAAAGUCCCGAGCUGGAGGUGCCGCCUCACCACAGAAAACAUCACACCUCCACACACCAUCCGUCAGCCCAGCACGGCUGGUCUGGACCCUCGGGAGAACAGAGCGGGCUCUAUCUCUCCAUGGCCUCUGCUGCUCCAGCCAAGUCUGCUCCACAUCAACCUGAAGAAGAGCUGGAGGAAUCGGAGGAAGUGAAGACAGAGGGUCUGCUGAGAAGUAGGAAGGCAGUGCUGCCCUCUGAGAUCCGCCGCAGAGAGAGAAGCACCGAAGACCCACGGAGAGGAAGAGGAGAGGAGGAGGUGAGGACGAGGAUGGAGGCUGAGGUGGAUGAUCCUCCAAUGGGAGGACAAAGAGGUCGAUCCAGGUGGAAGGAAGCAGCUGAUCACCCAUCACACGUGGACAACACCCUCCCCUAUGCUGAGAGCAGACCCUUUCAUCGGGAGAAUGCUAUAUAUGUCCAAAAGGGCCCGGUUGCUUGUCAUAUCCAGCCCAAAGCUCCACUUUGCUGUCCACAAAGCUCAGCACUGAUCCCGACUGUGCUGGACUCUGCUGAUCCACGACGACAUCAACACCACCACCACCACCACCACCACCAUCAGGCUCCUCCAGACCCCAGAGAGCCAGACAGUAUCUCUAAUGGAGAGGCCCCCGCCGACCCCCGGGUGUCUGUGGCCCAGCUCAGGCACUCGUACCUGGAGAGCACCAGCACACCUCCCACCCGUCGCAGAGCUGAUCCUGUGAUGGAGGACGCCCUAGUGGUGGACUUCGAUGCCCCGUGGAGAAAGGGAAGAGAGAGGGCUCGUAGGCCGCGCCAGUAUAUUGAUCCAGGGGAGAGUAGAAAGAUCUCAGAGAGGUUUAAAACCCAACCUGUCACUUCUGCUGAACGCCAUAGGUCCUGUGUGAGUUCGGACUUCGCGUCCCAUGAUGCGGACGAAGAGAAGCUGGACGAUCGCGCCAAGCUGAGUGUGGCUGCCAAACGCUCGCUGUUCAGGGAGCUGGAGAGGAGCAUCGACGGCGGCGCGCCCAAACCUCGCUCCAGAAAUGCUGCUGUGGACAGACGACUGAGACGCGCACAAGACCGCUCCAGAACUCAGCCCGUCACCACAGAAGAGGUGGUUAUUGCUGCGACUCUUCAGGCAUCGUCUCAGCAUAGCUCUGCUGCCCGGCAGCACAGGGACACCAAGGUCCCCCAGCAGCCUCGCAGGAUGGAGGAGAAAGACAAAGACCCGGGUCAGGAGGAGCCAGAUCUCUGCACCCUGAGCCUGGCGGAGAAGAUGGCGCUGUUUAACCGUCUGGCUGAGCCCCCCACCAGGGUCACCCACACCAGAGGGUCCCGCCAGCGCAGGAACAACGCUCGCUACCAGACGCAGCCCAUCACUCUGGGCGACAUGGAGCAGCUUCACAAUGGAGCAGCACCUCAGGUUCCUUCCUCCUCUUCGGCUCUGAAAGAAGGAAGCACAGUGUCCACUGACCAUGCGGGCGACAUCCAUAUCACCAGAGCAGCCGCUCAACUCGCUGCCAAUCACCAGGAGUUGUGGCGAUCACUCGACAGUGCGCUUCAGCAGGGAACUCUGCAUCAAGGGGAGGACGGAUCCGAGUUCGGGGCCGGGAAGAGGAAGCUGCCCUCUCCUGAGAGAGCAGUCAGACAGCCGGUGAUGCCCCCGCCCCAGAGCGGGAGGCAGAGGAGGGAGGAGGAGCUCACGGGACGAGCAGAUGAACGGGGCUCAGAGAGGCCGCAGAGGGAGGAGGACCACCACUCAGAGAGGCAGAGGAGCCGCACCAUCAGUGGAGAGCUGCCAGAGCCCAUGGUGCUGACGUCCGGCGUCGCUACAGACUCGCCUGGAAGUCAUCCCCUGACAGCGGACGAGCUGGGACUCCCGGCCGGCCUGGCGCAGCCGGACCAGACCCAAGAGCCGGGCAACAUGGCCGCCCGACACAUGUCCAUCAGAGAGAGAGUGGCGUUGCUGAAGAAGAGCGGGGAGGAGGACUGGAGGAACCGAAUCAACAAGAAGCAGAGCGCGCUGAAGUCUGCCGGGAGCGACCAGCACGUCCAGCUCUGGGAGGUGGAGCAGAGCCUCCAGAAGAAGGACGAUGAAGAACUGAUGAUGAUGAUGAUCGAUGAGUUUGCUGUGUCCGACCAGCUGUGGGAGCCAGGCUUUUCCUCUUCUGUCUCUCUCCCACCUGAACCUCCUUUCCGCCCUUGUUCUCCCGAUGAGUGUGCCAGCCAGCCGGCCAGGCCUCCCAGAUCCAUGCAGGUGGAUGAACGACACCCCUGGAGAAGGAAGAGGAUGGCAGAGGCUGAGAUGGAGGCCCAGAAGUCGGCGGACGCCCACCUGUCCAUCCACGAGAGGAAGCAGCAGAUCGUGGCUCAGGAGGAAGCCUGGAAGACCAAAGGUUACGGAGCUGCCAACGACUCGGUCCAGUUCACGGUGGCCGCUCGCAUGGCCAAGAAAGGGUUGACGAGUACCAGCGCUGUGCAAGCUCCGCUCCCAUCUAAACCCAAGAACAACAGCCUUGCCAUCUCCAAGCCUCAUGAAGAAAUCCGAGCUGUCCCCGACCUGAACCUGGAGUCGGACACCAAGCUGGACAAACUGGAGUCCUUCUUGGGCAAAAUCAACAGUAAAGUGUCAGGACUGCCAGAAGCUACCAUCACAGUCACACAGAAGAAGGUGAAGGAGGUGAUGAGCCUGGAGGACGAAACCUUCUCCAAGUUCUACCGCCAUGUGGAGGAGCUUCCCAUCGCCACCGAUAAGAUGGAGAUCGACGAAGACUUCGACGCCAUCUUCGGAUCCCAGGCGCCGAUGCUCACGUCAGAGAUGGUGCAGCACAAGAGAGCAGUGCGACCCGCCAGAAACGUCCAGGCCUCCAGGAAUCCUCUGAAGAGUCUGGCCGCCAGGGAGGACAUCAGACACGAGUACACGGAGCAGAGACUCAACGUGGGCUUUCUGGAGAGCAAGAGGAUGAAGGCAGAGAAGAUGAACAAGAACUCUGGGUUUUCGGACGUGGCUCUGGCCGGUCUGGCCAGCAAAGAGAACUUCAGCAACGUCAACCUGCGCAGCGUCGACAUCUCUGAGCAAAUGUCCAACAACAGUGCCGUGCCUUACAAAAAACUCAUGCUGCUGCAGGUCAAAGGUCGCCGACACGUCCAGACCAGACUAGUGGAGCCGCGUGCGUCGUCUCUGAACAGCGGCGACUGUUUUCUUCUCGUCACUCCUCACCACUGCUUCAUCUGGACGGGAGAGUUUGCCAACGUUAUCGAGAAGAACAAGGCGUCGGAGUUGGCCAACUUCAUCCAGAGCAAGAGAGAUCUAGGUUGCCGUGCCAACUACGUCCAGGUUAUAGAAGAAGGCGUGAGCACAAGCAGCCAUGCGAGCAAGGAGUUCUGGAAGAUCCUCGGAGGCCAGGCGCCUUAUCAGUCCGCAGGAACGCCGGACGAAGACGAGCUGUACGAGGGCGCCAUCGUGGAGACCAACUGUAUCUACAGACUGAUGGACAACAAGCUGGUGCCGGACGAUGACUACUGGGCUAAGAUGCCUCGCUGUUGCCUGCUCAACCCCAAGGAGGUUCUGGUGUUUGACUUCGGCAGCGAGAUGUACAUCUGGCACGGGAAGGAAGUGACGCUGGCUCAGAGGAAGGUGGCCUUCCAGCUGGCCAAGCAUCUGUGGAACGGCACCUUCGACUACACCAACUGUGACAUCAACCCGCUGGACCCGGGAGAGUGCAACCCACUGAUCCCCAAGAAAGGUCAGGGCCGUCCAGACUGGGCUGUGUUCGGCAGGCUGACUCACCACAAUGAGACCACUCUGUUCAAAGAGAAGUUUGUGGACUGGAGUGACUCCAGGUCCACCCCCAGCCCACCGAGGACCAGCAACAAUCACGUCGCCGACCAGAAGGAGCCUCAGGACCAGCCUCGCGCCUACGACGCCCUGCUGAUGCUGACCCCCCACCAGGCCCCGGUGUGCAGCGUGCUGGACGGCUGCAACGUGGGCCGGGGCUACGGGCUGGUGGAGGGAGAGGAGUGGUGGAGUUACGAGGUCAGCACGCUGGCCGUGGAAGUGUGGCACAUCCUGGAGUUCGACUACAGCCGGCUGCCUCGCCAGAGCAUCGGCCAGUUCCACGAGGGCGACACCUACGUGGUCAAGUGGAAGUACAUGGUCAGCACGGCAGUGGGGAAGAGGCAGAACCCGGAGCAGCAGAGGACCGCCGGGCCAGGCAAGGAGAAGUGCUGCUACUUCUUCUGGCAGGGUCGCAACUCCACCAUCAGUGAGAAAGGAACAUCGGCGCUGAUGACGGUGGAGCUGGACGAGGAGCGAGGAGCUCAGGUUCAAGUCCUGCAGGGGAAGGAGCCGCCAUGUUUCCUCCAGUGCUUCAAGGGAGGGAUGAUCGUUCACGCGGGGAAGAGAGAAGAAGAGGAGGAAGAGAACUCCCAGAACGAUUGGCGCCUCUACUGCGUUCGAGGGGAAGCCGAAGUGGAGAGCCACCUAGUGGAGGUGGCAUGUCACUGCAGCAGCCUGCGCUCCAGAGUCUCCAUGGCCCUGCUGGGCGUCAGCCAGGCCGUCAUCUACCUGUGGCACGGCUGCAAGUCUCAGCCGCACACCCGCCAGGUGGCGCUCACGGCCGCCUCCCACAUCAAAGACCACUGUCCUCUGGAGGCCGGCCUCCACAGCAGCAGCAACGUGACCAUCCUGGAGUGCGAUGAGGGGGCGGAACCUGCAGGCUUCUGGGAGGCGCUGGGGAGGCGAGACAGGAAGGCCUACGACUGCAUGCUGCAGGACCCGGGCAGGUUCAACUUCACUCCUCGACUCUUCCAGCUGAGCAGCAGCUCCGGGGAGUUUGUCGCUGUGGAGUUCCAUUACCCGGCAAGAGACCCCAAGCUGGUCAACUCCAUGCCCUUCCUGCAGGAGGACCUGUAUGCUGCCUCUCAGCCUGCUCUGUUCCUGGUGGACAACCACCAUGAGGUCUACCUGUGGCAGGGCUGGUGGCCCCAGGACAGCGAGAGCACGGGGUCGGCCCAGAUCCGCUGGGACUCGGACAGGAAGUGUGCGAUGGAGACGGUGCUUCAGUACUGCCGAGAAAAGAAUCCCAGAAAACCUCCUAAGGCGUACCUGAUCCACGCGGGCCUGGAGCCGCUGACCUUCACCAACAUGUUCCCCAGCUGGGAGCACAGGGAGGACAUCGCUGAGAUCACCGAGAGGGAGGCCGAGGUGUGUCACCAGAUCAUCCUGGUGGAGGACGUGCUGGCCCGCCUCUGUAAGACCACCUACCCUCUGGCCGACCUGCUGGCCCGCCCGCUGCCUGAGGGGGUUGACCCUCUUCGACUGGAGGUCUACCUGUCGGACGAGGACUUCCAGGGUGCAGGCGCUCACGGAAAGAGAGGUCUGGAGCUGAGCCGAGAGGAGUACGCAGCUCUUCCUGGGUGGAAGCAGGUCAACCUGAAGAAAGCCAAAGGACUUUUUUAGAGCCUCCAGUCCACAGCCAUCGAGCGCCCUGCUCUGCUCUGCUCUUCCUGUAUGUUUGUCUAUUAGAAAUAAUUUAUAUUUGUAACAAGUGUAUAUAGGUGUGUCUGCUUCCUGACUAUCCAGAGAUGAAUCAUCUGUGUGUCGCAGUAUGUCGUCGCUGCUGGGAGCAGAACCUCCUGCGGCGACACGGAAUGUAUUUUAAACCCUGAAAUGUAUAGUGCCUUGCUUUUGUGUACAGUUUCUAUACAGACCGUAGAAGGCUUUUGUCAUAAUAAAUAUACUGAACUAUUAGAGGAAUAAAAGUGAGAUUUAUCUGGUUGUGCUUGACAUUCUUCACUAGAGGGCGCCACAGCACCGAGCACAGCAGAGGAGCCGGUUAAACGGAAUCAAACCAUCGAGCUCUACGUUUUAAGUUCAGCCCUCCAGCAAGAGGAGAGCUGGGAGAGCCACAAUGAGGACAUGAAAGUGGGGAAAAUAAGCGGAAAUAUAUUCCAUUUCAGCGGGUUUAGAUUUCUAUAUUCCUGUUUAUUUUUCAUUUUUAUUUCCAUUCAUAUUUCCACAUUUAUGUCCUUCUCACUUGUGAAUGCUUUGACAUUCAGUUAAAAAAAACGUAUUUCCCAUUAAAUCCGUGAUCCCACUCAAGUGUCACAUGUUCCAGGUGAGUCACAUGACUGGGUCAGUGGCCUUUGUGUCACCUGACACUCGGAGUGCGCCGGAAAUGAUUGACCUGCAUUUAUUUCUUCAACAUGAUCAUAUGGUGUUUUUAGCAUUUGAAAUGUCAUUGAUACCGAAUGAGCCCACCUGGACAGUAGGUGGCAGUCGUGUCCCUUAACUCACUCAUAUGACGCAGAAGA
Molecule: messenger RNA, 7890 nt
Organism: Synchiropus splendidus (mandarinfish)
Lineage: Eukaryota; Metazoa; Chordata; Actinopteri; Syngnathiformes; Callionymidae
Gene: svila
Product: supervillin a
Exons: 41
Coding region: 383-7036 (2217 amino acids)
Biological process (GO): actin polymerization or depolymerization; cytoskeleton organization; barbed-end actin filament capping
Cellular component (GO): cytoplasm; actin cytoskeleton
Molecular function (GO): phosphatidylinositol-4,5-bisphosphate binding; actin filament binding
Source: RefSeq, a predicted model, not a curated record